GACGGAGACGCCGGUGACGAGGACGGAGGUCACAUUUGUCACCGGAGACACCACCGAAGGCCAAAAAUAGCCCCAAACACGUGAUGGGACCCAAAGGGCUUUGGAGUGACCUUUGGAGAUCCCUCGAGUUCCAGUGGAGCUUCGUUAGCGGGAGAUGGGGCAGAACCAGGGGGGCAACAGCGACCCCGAGCCCAGCGGUCCGUCCCCGCUGGAGAGGGGUCUCCACGCCGUGGUGGGGACCUUCUACCGGUACGCGAGAGUGGUCCCCGGGGGGGCGGAGCCCGGCCUGGACCCGCCCACCUUCCAGCAGCUUCUGCGCCGCGAGUUGGGCCACCAGCUCAGCAACACGGGUCACCCCGAGGCGGUGGCCGCCAUCUUCUCAUUCUUGGACGCCAACGGGGACCGGGUCAUCUCCUUCGACGAGUACUGGCAGCUGGUGGCCUGGUUGUGCCACGUCCUUCGUCAUCGGCACUAUGGGGCCACCACGGUCCCACCACCACCCCCGACCUUCUCUGGAGUCACCGCGGCCACCAACGGGGACCACCCCAACGCCUCCCCGGUGGCCCCAGACCGCGGGGAUGGACAACAGUGACGAUUGGCCGUGAAGGGACAGGGAGGGCCCCACGGUGAAGGUCCCCUCGUCCUCCAGCCCGUGAAGGGGGUGGAGAUGUCCUCAAGGUCCUUCAACCCAUGAUGGGGACGGGGAUGUCCUCAAGGUCCUUCAACCCAUGAUUGGGACAGGAAUGUCCCUGAGGUCCUUCACCCCAUGAUGGGGACAGGAACGUCCCUGAGAUCCUUCACCCCAUGAUUGGGACAGGAAUGUCCCUGAGGUCCUUCACCCCAUGAUGGGGACAGGAACGUCCCUGAGGUCCUUCACCCCAUGAUGGGGACAGGAACGUCCCUGAGAUCCUUCACCCCAUGAUGGGGACAGGAACGUCCCUGAGAUCCUUCACCCCAUGAUGGGGACAGGAACGUCCCUGAGAUCCUUCACCCCAUGAUGGGGACAGGAACGUCCCCGAGGUCCUUCACCCCAUGAUGGGGACAGGAAUGUCCUUGAGAUCCUUCACCCCAUGAUGGGGACAGGAACGUCCCUGAGAUCCUUCACCCCAUGAUGGGGACAGGAACGUCCCUGAGAUCCUUCACCCCAUGAUGGGGACAGGAACGUCCCUGAGGUCCUUCACCCCAUGAUGGGGACAGGAACGUCCCCGAGGUCCUUCACCCCAUGAUGGGGACAGGAAUGUCCUUGAGAUCCUUCACCCCAUGAUGGGGACAGGAACGUCCCUGAGAUCCUUCACCCCAUGAUGGGGACAGGAACGUCCCUGAGGUCCUUCACCCCAUGAUGGGGACAGGAACGUCCCCGAGGUCCUUCACCCCAUGAUGGGGACAGGAACGUCCCUGAGGUCCUUCACCCCAUGAUGGGGACAGGAACGUCCCUGAGGUCCUUCACCCCAUGAUUGGGACAGGAACAUCCCUGAGAUCCUUCACCCCAUGAUGGGGACAGGAACGUCCCUGAGGUCCUUCACCCCAUGAUGGGGACAGGAACGUCCCUGAGGUCCUUGACCCCAUGAUGGGGACAGGAACGUCCCUGAGGUCCUUCACCCCAUGAUGGGGACAGGAACGUCCCUGAGGUCCUUCACUCCAUGAUGGGGACAGGAAUGUCCCUGAGGUCCUUCACCCCAUGAUGGGGACAGGAACGUCCCUGAGGUCCUUCACCCCAUGAUGGGGACAGGAACGUCCCUGAGGUCCUUCACUCCAUGAUGGGGACAGGAAUGUCCCUGAGGUCCUUCACCCCAUGAUGGGGACAGGAACGUCCCUGAGGUCCUUCACCCCAUGAUGGGGACAGGAAUGUCCCUGAGGUCCUUCACCCCAUGAUGGGGACAGGAACGUCCCUGAGGUCCUUCACCCCAUGAUGGGGACGGGAAAAAGCACCUUUUUCCCUCUCAUUCCUCACUUUUUUCCUCAGAAAUGGCCUUUUUCUCUCUCAAAUCUUCGUUUUCUGGAAAAAAAUGAAUUAUUUUCUCAAAAAACCCUUUUUUCCCCUCGAAAACCACUGCAAACUUCUAUUUUUAUCAAAUAAAUCCUUCAUUUCCCCUCAAAACUCCCCUUUUUUCUAUCAAAACCCCUCUUUUUCCUCCCCAAAAGCACUUUUUUUCCCCCAUAACUCUUCACUUUUUUCCAGUUCCUCAAAUUUUCCCUCUAAUUUCUCACUUUUUCUCAGAAAUGGCCUUUUUGUCCCUCAAAUCUCUUUGUUUCCUGGAAAAAAAAUGAAUUCUUUUCUCAAAAACGCUCUUUUUCCCUCAGGAAAUCGCUGCAAACUCCAAUUUUUAUCAAAUAAAUCCUUUUCUUCCCCUCAA
Molecule: messenger RNA, 2354 nt
Organism: Cuculus canorus (common cuckoo)
Lineage: Eukaryota; Metazoa; Chordata; Aves; Cuculiformes; Cuculidae
Product: protein S100-A16-like
Exons: 4
Coding region: 155-592 (145 amino acids)
Cellular component (GO): perinuclear region of cytoplasm
Molecular function (GO): transition metal ion binding; calcium ion binding
Source: RefSeq, a predicted model, not a curated record